Messenger RNA from Sphenostylis stenocarpa, 2292 nucleotides. NCBI's taxonomy places the organism in Eukaryota, Viridiplantae, Streptophyta, Magnoliopsida, Fabales, Fabaceae. The record is from the annotation of a GenBank genome assembly.
AUGAGUCUCUUCUCUCAAGCUCUCACUAUUUCACUGCUUCUUCUCGUCACUGUUCACCACUGUUGUGGCCUUAGUAGAGACGGCGUUCUGUUGCUUUCUUUCAAGUACGCUGUGUUGAACGACCCACUUUACGUCCUCGCAAACUGGAACUACAGUGACGAGACACCAUGUUCGUGGAACGGCGUUUCUUGUUCCACCGUAGCAGCAACAAACGAUUCCGAGUACCGCGUCACAUCAUUGUCACUUCCCAAUUCUCAGCUUUUAGGUUCAAUUCCCUCCGAUCUGGGUUCCAUUCAGCACCUUCAAGUUCUAGACCUUUCCAACAAUUCCCUCAACGGUUCUCUUCCUUCUUCGCUCUCCCAAGCCUCUGAGCUUCAGUUCCUCAACCUGUCUAACAAUUUAAUAUCAGGGGAGGUUCCCGAGUCCAUAGCGCAGCUUCGGAAUCUCCACUUCCUUAACCUCUCCGACAAUGCUUUCGCUGGAAAAUUGCCUCACGAUUUCUCCAACAUGCACAACCUAACUCUGGCUUCUUUCAAGAACAAUUACUUGUUCGGCUUUCUUCCCAGCGGGUUAACAACGUUGCAGGUUUUGGAUCUGUCUUCAAACCUGUUCAACGGGACUCUUCCCGUGGAUUUUGGCGGAGACGCCAUGCGUUACUUAAACAUCUCCCACAACAGAUUUUUCGGCCAAAUUCCAACGGAGUUCGCGGCAAACAUUCCGGGGAACGCCACCGUUGAUCUCUCGUUCAACAACCUCACCGGCCAAGUUCCCGACUCCGCCGUGUUUUUGAAUCAGAAUUGGAAAUCUUUCUCUGGUAACGUUAACCUGUGUGGAGAACAGACCAAGAAUGUUUGUCCUGUUCCUUCUUCAUCGUCCUCUAAACCGAAAGUGUCUGCUCCUAUAUCUCCUCCUGCAAUCGCGGCAAUCCCAAAGACGUUUGAUUCUUCGGCGGCGCCGAAGGGGCAAAAAGAGAGUGGUCUGAAACGAGGAACGAUUAUAGGAAUCGUGGUGGGAGACGUGGUUGGGAUAGGGAUCAUAGCCAUGAUAUUCAUUCAGGUGUACCGGUCGAAGAAAAAAAAGGAGAUGGAGGGUGGUGUGAAGAACGAAGCGGUUACGAGGAGUGGGAGCGAGAGUUCAUCGGAGUCGAGAGGGUUUAUGAGGUGGUCGUGCUUGAGGAAAAGAGCGGAAGAGGAAGAGUGUUCGGAGACAGGAAGCAGUUCUGAUAGUGAUGUGGAGGGUGCGAAACACGAGGGGCAGACCCAUAAGGGUCAGCAACAGGAUGACAAAACGGGGACCCUUGUGACUGUGGAUGGUGAACGACAGCUAGAACUGGAAACGCUGCUGAAGGCUUCUGUAUACAUAUUGGGUGCCACGGGGUCAAGCAUAAUGUACAAGGCUGUCCUGGAAGACGGCAUGUCGUUGGCGGUUCGGAGAAUCGGGGAGAGCGGCGUGGAGCGGUUCAAGGACUUCCAGAACCAGGUUCGACUUAUUGCUAAACUGGUGCACCCUAAUCUGGUUCGCGUUCGUGGCUUCUAUUGGGGACACGACGAAAAGCUCAUCAUCUAUGAUUUCGUUCCAAACGGAUCCCUUGCCAAUGUUCGUUACAGGAAGGUGGGCUCCUCGCCGAGUCACUUGCCGUGGGAAAUCAGGCUGAAGAUAGCGAAAGGGGUGGCACGUGGGCUGACUUACCUCCACGAGAAGAAACACGUGCAUGGAAACUUGAAGCCUAGCAAUAUUCUACUUGGCAAUGACAUGGAGCCCAAGAUUGGAGACUUCGGGCUUGAGAGGAUAGUAACGGGUGACACCAGUUAUAAGCCUGGUGGAUCCGCGCGUAUUUUCGGGAGUAAGAGAUACACGGCCUCGAGGGACAGUUUCCAAGACAUUACAUACGGGCCUAGCCCUAGCCCAAGCCCGAGCCCGAGCUCGAUUAUGGGUUUCUCCCCUUACCAUGCUCCUGAGUCGCUCAGGAACCUGAAGCCUCAUCCGAAGUGGGACGUGUACUCUUUUGGGAUCAUUUUUCUUGAGCUGCUAACGGGGAAGAUUGUGGUUUUGGAUGAUAUGGGCCAAGGCCCUGGGGUUUUGAUCGAGGAUAAGAACCGGGCCUUGCGUAUGGUGGAUAUGUCUAUCCGGGCCGACAUGGAGGGUAGAGAGGAGGCCAUGUUGGCCUAUUUCAAACUAGGGUAUAGUUGUGUGUCUAGCGUUCCACUGAAAAGGCCUCCAAUGAAAGAGGUGCUACAAGCUCUUGAAAAAAUCUCCUCCUCUUCUUCCUCCUCCUAUUAUUAUAGCGUCUAA